AUGUGUGUCUCCUGUUUGCCCACUGCAGCAGCUGAAUCACCCCAAUGUGAUCAAAUACCUGGACUCUUUCAUUGAAGACAACGAGCUCAACAUCGUUCUGGAGCUGGCGGAUGCUGGAGAUCUGUCCCAGAUGAUAAAGUACUUCAAGAAGAAGCGACGCCUCAUCCCAGAGAGAACUAUCUGGAAGUAUUUUGUGCAGCUCUGCAGCGCCCUGGAGCACAUGCACUCACGCAGAGUAAUGCACCGUGAUAUAAAGCCAGCCAACGUGUUCAUCACAGCCACAGGUGAGGUGAAGCUGGGUGACCUGGGAUUAGGACGCUUCUUCAGCUCCAAAACCACGGCGGCACACUCCUUAGUGGGGACUCCUUACUACAUGUCGCCGGAGAGGAUCCACGAGAACGGAUACAAUUUUAAGUCUGAUAUCUGGUCUCUGGGAUGUCUUCUUUAUGAGAUGGCAGCGCUGCAGAGUCCGUUUUAUGGGGACAAGAUGAACCUGCUCUCCCUCUGCCAGAAGAUCGAGAAGUGUGAUUACCCCCCCCUCCCUCCGGACCAUCACUCUGAGAAGGUAGAGGAGGAAUCAUUAGGCGCGUUCACACCGCAGCACUUUUCCCACUUCUGA
Messenger RNA from Notothenia coriiceps (black rockcod), 619 nucleotides. RefSeq names its product serine/threonine-protein kinase Nek6-like. Gene Ontology annotation, molecular function: protein serine/threonine kinase activity; ATP binding. The record is from RefSeq and is a predicted model, not a curated record. Lineage: Eukaryota; Metazoa; Chordata; Actinopteri; Perciformes; Nototheniidae. The annotation marks the transcript as partial. Gene Ontology annotation, biological process: chromosome segregation; regulation of mitotic metaphase/anaphase transition; peptidyl-serine phosphorylation. The transcript has 5 exons. Gene Ontology annotation, cellular component: cytosol.